Messenger RNA from Entrophospora sp. SA101, 2043 nucleotides. NCBI's taxonomy places the organism in Eukaryota, Fungi, Glomeromycota, Glomeromycetes, Entrophosporales, Entrophosporaceae. The record is from the annotation of a GenBank genome assembly.
AUGGUAACUACUAAAGAUUUAAUGUAUAUUGUUGAUAAACCUUCAAAAACUUCAAUUUUUUAUUAUUUUGCUCUUGAGGGUGAAGGAUACAUUGAUCUGAUCAAUCCAAUUGAUAAAAUGGGAUUAGAUGAUUAUAUUAUAUUAAAGGGUGAAACACCUGACCUUGGCAACUUUAAUAUUAAAAUAGUGGAUGAUUCAAAUAAUCAAAGUCCAACAAUCAAUCCAAUUUAUAAUGAUGAGAUUGCUGAUAUAUCUAAAACACAAUUUUUUGGUCAAUUGAUAUCUGACGAUGAUUUAUGGAAAGCAAAAGAGAAAUAUUCUAAUGAAGAAUUUCCACCACCACAUUAUUCAUUUUUACUAAAUAAUUUAAUUGAAGAAGAUUCAAAUUUUUAUGCAUUUCAAAAAAUAUUUGAAGGAUCAUUCCAGUUUGAUAUAAUUUAUCAAUCUGAUCUGUCAUCCACAAAUAUUGACUCUGGUAAUUUGGGAGUAUUAGUUGAAAAGAAUUCAAAAGAAUUUGACCAGAGAUUUGAAAACACUUUUAAAUUAACAGAAAAAGGUUUUAAUAGUAAUCAAAUUAAAUUUGCUCAAUCAAUUACAAGCAAUUUAUUAGGAGGGAUUGGAUACUUUUAUGGAUCUAGUAUGGUUGACAGAACAUAUAGUGGUGACGAAGAUGAUAUGGAGGAAGUAGAAAAUUUUUGGGAGAAAUUAAAAAAAUCUAAUCCAACUUUAACUUUACCCACAAGUUUAUUUACUGCAACUCCUUCUAGAUCAUUUUUCCCUCGUGGAUUUUAUUGGGAUGAAGGUUUCCAUCAACUUUUGAUUGAUAUCACAAUGAAUUGGGUCAAUUUAAUUGAUAAUGAUGGUUGGAUUGCUAGAGAACAAAUAUUAGGUGAAGAAGCACGUAGUAAGGUACCACCAGAAUUUCAAAUACAAUAUCCAUAUUAUGCAAAUCCUCCUACACUAUACAUGUCAAUAAUAUCUUUUAUUGACAGAUUAGAAAAUUUUGAAAAUCAAACUUAUUUAAAUGUUCAAGAGGAGCCUGUCAAAGCUAAAUCGUCAGGUAAAAAAGGCAAGGAAAAACCUGAAACUGGUGAGCAAGAAGAGGCACUUGUCAAAGCUAAAUCGUCAGGCAAAAAAGGCAAGGAAAAACCUGAAACUGGUGAGCAAGAAGAGGAACCUGUCAAAGCUAAAUCGUCAGGUAAAAAAGGCAAGGAAAAACCUGAAACUAGUGAGAAAGUAGAGGAACCUGUCAAAGCCAAAUCGUCAAGUAAAAAGAGCAAGGAAAAAUCUGAAACUGGUGAGCAAGAAGAGGAACCUGUUAAAGCCAAAUCGUCAAGUAAAAAGGGCAAGGAAAAACCUGAAACUGGUGAACAAGAAGAAGAACCUGUCAAAGCCAAAUCGUCAAGUAAAAAGAGCAAGGAAAAAUCUGAAACUGGUGAACAAGAAGAAGAACCUGUCAAAGCUAAAUCGCCAAGUAAAAAGAAUAAAGAAAAAUCCAAGGCUGAUGAACAAGAAGAAUCUGCUAAAGUUAAAUCAUCAAAUAAAAAGCGCAAAGCAAAAUCUAAGGCUGACGAACAAGAAGAAUCUGUUGAAGCUAAAUUGUCAAGUAAAAAGCGCAAAGAAGAAUUUGAUAUACAAGAAGAAUCUGCCGAAUCUAAACCGUCAAGUAAAAAGGGGAAAGAAAAAUCUAAAAAUGAUGAACAAGAAGAAUCCGUUAAAUCAUCAAGUAAAAAGGAUAAAGAAGAAUCUAAAUCGUCAAGUAAAAAGGAUAAAUCUGGUAAAGUGAAGACCGAAAAGAAAGAAUCGGUGCAAAUAGCAGAUGUGGAAGAGCACGGAGAGACUUCAAAAAGUGCCGAAAAAUCAAAGAAAAAAGAUAAAAAGGAUAAAAAGGAUAAAAAGGAUAAAAAAGAAUCAAAAGCUACAAAACGUAAACAUGACGGUUCAGAUGAGGGUAAAGAUGAUGGUAAAGAUGAUGGUAAAGAUGAAAAAGGUGAAACUUCAAAAGAAUUUUUUAUUCAAGUCUUUUUUAAAUUUUAUUUUUGA